Messenger RNA from Cyclospora cayetanensis, 3651 nucleotides. Its product is annotated as DNA-directed RNA polymerase II subunit 2. Gene Ontology annotation, biological process: DNA-templated transcription. Gene Ontology annotation, cellular component: RNA polymerase II, core complex. Lineage: Eukaryota; Apicomplexa; Conoidasida; Eucoccidiorida; Eimeriidae. Gene Ontology annotation, molecular function: DNA binding; ribonucleoside binding; DNA-directed RNA polymerase activity. The transcript is spliced from 14 exons. The coding region runs from base 1 to 3651 and encodes 1216 amino acids. The record is from RefSeq and is a predicted model, not a curated record.
AUGGAGGGCUACUCGAGUCAAGGAAUUGCGGAGUACGGCCUAGGUAUGGGCGAGGCCUCCCCAACAGGCCUUGCAGACGACAGCGAUGUGCUGCAACCAGGGAGUCGGCUCCCGCAGGAGGAAGAAGACGCUCAGCAGCAGGAAAUCGACUCAGAAGACACCUGGGCAGUAGUGGGAUCUUUUUUCGAGGGCAAGGGGCUUGUCUCACAGCAAGUAGAGAGCUUCAAUGACUUUGCAAGCUACAAGCUUCAGGAGAUCAUCGAUGCUCAUCCCCCCAUCGAAAUCAGGCCCUCUCCACAGUAUCGGCCGGAGGAAGAUGUUGAACUGGACGUUCGAUAUCGUCUGAAGUUUGGCCAGCUUUCGCUGAACCGCCCAGCAGCGCAGGAGAAGGAAGGCUUGCAGAAGAAUCUGUGGCCGCAGGAGUCCAGGACUCGCAAUCUUACGUACAGCAGUUCCCUCUUUGUUUCUAUUGAUCAAACGACGUACAAGAUCGACCCAAUCACCAAUGAGGAGAUCGUAGAGGAGCGUCACUCGUAUGAGCGCGUCUGCUUGGGCCGGUUGCCCAUCAUGCUCAAGUCCUUUUAUUGCUGGACGCAUGACAUCGCGGCCGAGCAGCUGCCGGAUGUCGGAGAGUGCAGCUACGAUCAGGGGGGCUACUUUAUUAUCAACGGCAGUGAAAAGGUCCUGGUGGCGCAGGAGCGCAUGGCUUCGAACUUCGUCUACGUUUUCAAGAAGGCGCAGCCUUCGAAAUUCUCGUGGGUAGCUGAGGUCCGAAGUCAGAUGCAGGGCAACCAGGCAACAAGCGGGUUCGCAGUGAAGAAGCGGACCAUGACGGGCGAUACUGGGAGGGGGAAAGGAUCGGGGCAGCUUGUCGCAGCCCUUCCAUACAUUCGGACCGACAUUCCUAUUGCCAUUCUCUUCCGGGCACUUGGCUGCGUGAGCGACUUGGAUAUUCUUUUGCGGGUUGCCUACGAUACGCGGGACGAGCAGCUAUGUGCGCUCUUGAAGCCUUCGUUAGAAGAGGGUUUCGAGUUUCAUACGCAGGAGGCGUGCCUGGAUUUUAUUGGCAAGAGGGGGCCAACGGUAGGGGCUCAGCGGGAGAGUCGCCUGCAGUACGCUCGCGAGCUGCUGCGAAAGGAAGUGCUGCCGCACGUGGGUACUGAGCCAGGGUGCGAAGGUAAAAAGGCGUAUUUUGUAGGCUACAUGGUACAUCGGCUGCUGCUGGCAGAGCUUGGGAGGAUCAACCAAGACGAUAGGGAUCACUUUGGGAAAAAGCGGCUAGACCUCAGCGGCCCGCUGAUGGCUGCAUCUUUCGGAACUCUUUUUAGAAAGCUUGUGAAGGAUGUCACGCGGAUUUUGCAAAGGCAGAUCGACCACGGAAAGACAUUUGACGUCGCCGGCGCCGUGCGGAGCGCCAGCCCUAUUACACAGGGGCUGCAGUAUCAGCUGGCCACGGGCAACUGGGGGCGUGAUCGCGAGGGAAAAGUCGUGCGGACGGGAGUAUCGCAGGUUCUGAACAGGCUGACAUUUUCCUCGGCUCUUUCACACCUAAGGCGGCUCAACACACCCCUGGGCAGAGAAGGCAAAAUGGCGAAGCCCAGGCAACUCCACAACACCCACUGGGGUAUGAUCUGCCCUGCCGAGACACCCGAGGGUCAAGCUGUUGGACUCGUGAAAAACCUGGCACUCAUGGCAAAGAUUUCCGUCGGCGCGCCAACCAAGGCGAUCCGCGAAUUCUUAGAAGACUGGGGUCUAGACGGGCUAGACGAGAUUUCGCCUGAAAGUAUCAAGGACCGCUGCAAAGUAUUUAUCAAUGGAGACUGGGCAGGCUGCUUCGAUGAGGCAGAGACACUCUGCCACACGCUCAAGGAGAUCCGCAGGAAGGGCCAUAUCCGCAACGACACGUCAAUCGUCAGAGACAUCAUUAACCGGGAAGUCAAAAUUUUCACGGAUGCUGGAAGAGCCAUGAGGCCUCUUUAUGUCGUCGACAGCGACACUGGCCAGCUGCGAAUUCGAAAGUCAGAUGUGAACAAAGUGCGGGAUAUGGCUGGCGUUGCGGAGAGGGGCGCUGGCUGGAACUAUCUGAUGGCCAGCGGAGUGAUUGAGUACAUCGACUGUGAAGAAGAGGAAACGUCGAUGGUAGCCAUGUUUCAUAAGGACUUAGUAGAGAGGGGAAAGUCUGUUCCGUACACGCAUUGCGAAAUCCACCCCUCAUUAAUCCUUGGAGUUUGUGCUUCUAUCAUCCCGUUUCCCGACCACAAUCAGUCGCCGCGAAAUGUGUAUCAGAGCGCCAUGGGGAAACAAGCCAUGGGCGUGUAUACAACAAAUUUCAAUCUUCGCCUUGACACCUUGGCGCACUUGCUAUAUUACCCCCAGAAGCCGCUCGUCUGCACGCGUGCAAUGGAACACUUAAAGUUCAGGGAACUCCCAGCGGGCAUCAAUACCAUCGUUGCAAUUCUCUGCUACUCGGGGUACAACCAGGAAGACUCCCUUAUCAUGAAUCGCAGCAGCAUUGACAGAGGCAUCUUCCGCAGCCUUUUCUGCCGUACUUACUGUGCCGAAGAGAAACAGCAGGGAUCUCUCGUGGUGGAGGGAUUUGAACAGCCAAAUCCAGAAACUACCUCGGGCAUGAAGCGUGGAGACUACUCCAAACUUGACACGGAUGGCCUUGUCGAACCAGGAUCUAGGGUUUUAGGUGACGAUGUCAUAAUCGGGAAAACAUCCCCCAAUUUCGACGAUCUAGACCCUUUGGCACCGCCUGGAGCGGAGGCCCUCCUGUCGAAAACCAAAAAGGACUGCUCUCUUUGCUUAAGGUCUUCGGAAAGCGGUGUGGUCGACACUGUCAUGCUGAGCGUCAACUCCAAGGGUUCGCGCUUCGUAAAGGUGAAAGUGAGAAGCGUCCGCAUCCCGCAGACAGGCGACAAAUUUGCGAGUCGCCACGGACAGAAAGGCACCAUCGGUAUCGCGUACAGGCAAGAAGAUAUGCCGUUUACAGAGGACGGCGUUGUUCCCGAUUUGCUCAUGAACCCCCACGCCGUUCCCUCCCGCAUGACUAUUGGUCACCUUGUCGAGUGCCUGUUGGGGAAAACGGCGGCAAUUAUCGGGGGGGAGGGGGAUGCCACGCCUUUCAACGAUUACACCGUCACAUGGAUUGCUGGCGAGUUGCACCGCCUGGGUUUCGAGCGCCACGGGAAUGAGCGACUAUACCACGGUCACACGGGCCUUCAUAUGCCCUCCUUAGUAUUCAUUGGACCGACAUAUUACCAGAGACUGAAGCACAUGGUGGAUGAUAAAAUACACGCAAGGGCACGGGGACCCGUGGCAGCACUGACACGGCAGCCCAUGGAAGGAAAAAGCAGAGAGGGUGGCCUCCGAUUUGGCGAAAUGGAGCGCGACUGCAUGAUAUCCCACGGCGCGGCGCGAAUGUUGAAGGAGAGGCUCUUUGAUCAAAGCGAUGCGUACAGAAUCCACUGCUGCGAUGUAUGCGGCACAAUGUGCGUUGCAGACCUGCAGCGGCUUGCCUUUGAGUGCAAGCUCUGCGGGAACAGCAACAAAAUAUCUCAAGUGUACAUCCCGUACGCUUGCAAGCUCCUCUUGCAGGAGCUCAUCGCUAUGUGCAUAUACCCCAAACUGGUUUUGCAGGUGGCGUGA